This is a messenger RNA of Magallana angulata, 639 nucleotides long. RefSeq names its product serine/arginine-rich splicing factor 4-like. NCBI's taxonomy places the organism in Eukaryota, Metazoa, Mollusca, Bivalvia, Ostreida, Ostreidae. The coding region runs from base 1 to 639 and encodes 212 amino acids. The transcript has a single exon. The record is from RefSeq and is a predicted model, not a curated record.
AUGAGGUCAAAGCGAAAGUCAGCUGCCCAGAGAGCAGCAAAAGAAAAAGAUAAAAGAAAGUCAAAGACUGACAACCUUCCGAGUUUAGAGGGUGACUCGUUAAAUAACCCUGGCAUCUCAUGUUCCUUGUCGGGAACUAUGGCCAAAACUAACAAAGUUAGUGGCCAGAGGCUUGUCAAGUCCUCUUUAAAAAAGCUUGACACAGAAACAAGAACAAAAACAAGAACUGAAACAAGAACUAAAACAAGAACAAAACUGAACAAUGAAAUUGAAACAAGAACAAAAACUAGAACUGAAACAAGAACAAAACUGAACAAUGAAACAAAAACAAAAACAAGAAUUGAAACAAGAACAAAACUGAACAAUGAAACGAAAACAAGAACUGAAACAAGAACAGAACUGAACAAUGAAACAGAAACAAAACUGAACAAUGAAACUGAAAAGGAAAUGAGAACAGAACUAAUAAAUGAAUCUGAAACGAGAACAAAACAGAGCAGUGAAAAAGAAACGAAACUGAACGAUGAAACAAGAACAAAACUGAGCAAUGAAAACGAAACGAAACUGAGCAAUGAAGCAGAAACAACACGAAAACUGAACACAGCAAACCAAAAAAUGAACCAGAAACAAGAGUUCAACUGA